This is a messenger RNA of Neltuma alba, 635 nucleotides long. RefSeq lists its product as uncharacterized. NCBI's taxonomy places the organism in Eukaryota, Viridiplantae, Streptophyta, Magnoliopsida, Fabales, Fabaceae. The coding region runs from base 21 to 440 and encodes 139 amino acids. The transcript is spliced from 2 exons. The record is from RefSeq and is a predicted model, not a curated record.
CUGUAAAUGAGGCUUAUGCAAUGAUCGUGAAAGACGAGACCCAACGAUCUAUCUUGUUUGCCGAUAGAAAUGUUCCCACCGAAGGAUUGGCGAUGACCGCUAGGGGUAGGGGACGCGGACGAGGAAGAGGCAGGGGAGAUAUCAUGCCCGAAUGCACCCACUGCCGCAAAAAGGGGCAUCUUCGGGAUAAUUGUUUCCAGUUAGUCGGAUAUCCGCCAAAUUUCAAAGGAAAUAAGGGGAGGCAGCAAAGGGACUUUCAGCAAGGGGGAGCUGACAAAGAAUCGGACCCUCAAGGUCAUGCUGCAACCACAGUGGCGCCGACAUUCACAAAAGAGCAAUAUGAAAAGAUUCUGGAGUUGUUGAAGAAAGACAUGGAGCCUACGGUACAUGCCUUAACUGGUACAGGGCCUUCAGGAUGGGAGGAUGAAGAUGAUUGGUAAAGAAUAUAAGGGAUUGUAUGUACUAAAAGUGACAAAUACCCCUAUUUUAGCAAAUGUUGUUCAGAAUAGAGACAUGAGAAAAGAUUGUGAUAUCCAACUAUGGCAUAGAAGAUUAGGACAUGCCCCCAUAUCUGUGAUGAAACAUCUGGAUCAAAUAUGUACUGAAAAUUCCAUUUUGAAUAAAGUUUCCAAUUC